This is a messenger RNA of Lacerta agilis (Sand lizard), 4053 nucleotides long. It is a transcript of the gene TUB, whose product is annotated as TUB bipartite transcription factor. NCBI's taxonomy places the organism in Eukaryota, Metazoa, Chordata, Lepidosauria, Squamata, Lacertidae. Gene Ontology annotation, biological process: protein localization to cilium. Gene Ontology annotation, cellular component: cilium. The record is from RefSeq and is a predicted model, not a curated record. The transcript has 12 exons. The coding region runs from base 317 to 1816 and encodes 499 amino acids.
GCGGCGGCGCUGCCGCUGGUGGAAGGGACUGUGACGAGGGGCGCCUCCCGCUCCCUCAGCCGCCGCCGUCGCCGCUGCGCGCGACCCUCGCGCGGAAAAUGCUGCCUCCGCUCUUCGGAGCCCCGCUUGGAUAAUUCCUCCCCAUGUACUUGACCUCGCCGCCGCCGCCGCCGCCGCCGCUCCUUAGGCCGGGUAAAGGAUGCUGCCCUGGCCGGUGGGGGGCUGUGACCAGGGGAUCCGCGCCCGCCCGCUCGCCUCCCGUCCCGGCCCUGGGGACUGCUGCCCCUGUCUCGGCUGCUAGCUCCUUCGGCGAGCGAUGACUUCGAAGCACCAGGCGGACUGGAUCCCUUACAGCGUUUUAGAUGAUGAGAGCAGCAAUCUCCGACAACAAAAGCUUGACAGACAGCGAGCAUUACUUGAGCAGAAGCAGAAGAAGAAACGUCAGGAGCCACUGAUGGUUCAGUCCAAUGUGGACAGCCGGACAAGGGCGCGCAGAAUGAAACAGUCGGAAGAACAAGCGCCAUUGGUUGAAUCUUACCUCAACAGCAACAGCAGCACCAUUUAUAAUGUACAGGAGCCUGAGCAAGAGGACGUAAAGGUGGUAGCAGAGUCACAAGCUCCAAAGUCAACUAAAAAAGCCAAGGCAGCCGCAGGAAGCUGCCAAACUGGCAACAUCAGAAAGGAGAAAAAGGGGAAGCACAAAGGAAUUGAUGGUCCAGCUGCUUUUCAGGAUGAUGUACAGGAAGUAGGGAGCCAAGUUCAAAUACUUACUGUUGGAGAGGCUUGUCAAGAUGAGGAUGAUGGUGAGACAAUAGCUACCAGUCACCAACAAGGGACACAGGACCUUAGGUUGACAAUGCAGAAGAAAGGCAUUUCAAGCAGCAUGAAUUUUGAUGAAGAGGAGGAUGAGGAAGAUGAAGACAGCUCAAGUUCGUCACAGUUGAAUAGUAAUACACGACCAGGUUCUGCAACAAGCAAGAAAUCAAAUAAGGAGUCGGCCUCCGGGCCUAGCCCUUCGACAAACAACCCCGUCAUAGAGGUAGACGACCUGGAGCUGUUUGCUGUGAGACCUGCUCCUCAGGGGGUUACUGUCAAAUGCCGAAUCACAAGGGACAAGAAGGGAAUGGACCGUGGAAUGUACCCUACUUACUACCUCCACCUGGAAAGAGAGGAUGGGAAAAAGGUAUUUUUGUUAGCUGGAAGAAAGCGAAAGAAGAGCAAAACCUCAAAUUACCUCAUCUCCAUUGACCCUACAGACCUGUCACGAGGAGGAGAGAGUUUCAUUGGAAAGCUAAGAUCAAAUCUUAUGGGGACUAAGUUUACAGUUUAUGAUAAUGGAGUAAACCCAAUGAAAACAACGUUGAGCUUGGAGGCAAGUAAUCUGCGCCAGGAGCUAGCUGCUAUUUGCUACGAAACAAAUGUUUUGGGGUUUAAAGGUCCUCGUAAGAUGAGUGUCAUCAUACCAGGAAUGGAUAUGGACCAUGAGAGAGUUUCCAUCAGGCCACGCAACGAGCAUGAAACUCUCCUAGCAAGGUGGCAGAAUAAAAACACAGAAAGUGUCAUUGAGCUGCACAACAAAACUCCAGUCUGGAACGAUGACACCCAGUCUUACGUUUUAAAUUUCCAUGGUCGCGUGACACAGGCCUCAGUGAAAAAUUUUCAGAUUAUUCACGAUAAUGAUCCUGACUAUAUUGUGAUGCAGUUUGGCCGUGUGGCAGAAGAUAUUUUCACUAUGGACUACAACUACCCAAUGUGUGCACUUCAAGCCUUUGCUAUUGCCCUGUCCAGUUUUGACAGCAAGCUGGCUUGUGAGUGAACCAGCUUACACCUGAGCCUCACUACCGCCAGGACCACAUGCCACCGGAAGGAGGAGGAGUAUCUGGUGUCAUCACUGGUUUCAUGUUUUAAUGGGGCAGGUAAAAUUUGCUUUUUUGAAGGACCAGCCCUUUUGCUGGAGAGAAAAAUAUUUUAAAAUUCAGGACUUUCAGGAAAUAUUUUUUUUUCCAUCUAGUCUCUAUUUUUUUCUGGAAGGGGCAUCAGAGAUCUGUAAAUAGAAAUCCUAUCUUAUGUCCUCAGUUAUGUGAUGAAGAUGUGCCAUGGGGUUCUGUAUCAUGGCUUAAAGUGAAAACGCCACUGAGAGUGGUGCUUUUUUUUCUUCUUUCCUAAAUCCAUGACAGCUACCGCAACACAAAUCUGGUUUUAGAUUUAAGAAGUAUUCAGAGGCUGUAAGCAUACCUCAAGAUCGCGUUCAAUUCCUUGAGAGUUUCACAUCACCCACUUUAGAAACAAGACCACGGGAAAGAUGCACUUUAAAACACACACACACACACACACACCCAGAGAUGAAGGUAGCAUUUGGUCUCAAGGCCAAGACCAAACUUAAUUUGUUAUAUUGCUUACGUGGGAGCGGCCUGAUGAAUUUUUAGUCGUGAUGGGAGAUGGGCGAGAGAGAAGCAGGAAGCACAAAUUAAUGUCGCACAAGUCACUUGUAAGCCAAGUUGUCAUUUUAUAGAUGUGUUUUAAUUUAAACCUUACUUUCAAAUGCAAAGUCAUUGUUAUUUUUAAAGGAGAGAAACUGCACUCUUGCAAAAUUGCCAUAUGGAUGCUAGAAAUUGUGUUAUCUCACAAGAGCAAGUCAUAUCUGGGGAACUUCCUGUUGUCAUCGAGAGCACACAUUCACUUUGCAUGUAUGAUGCCUUGGGUUCAAUCUGUGGCACAUUCAGUAAACACAGAGUUGUGACCCUGUGACCCUCCAGAUUUCGCUUGAUUUCACCUCCCAAGCAUGGACAAUGCCUGGGGAUGAGGGGUUUGUAGUCCAGCAAUACCCAGAGGUCUGCAGGUCCCACUUUUCUGAUCUUAAGAUUCUGAAGAGCUGGGCUGGAAGACUUGAAGAGCUGCUGCUCAUCAGCAUUGUCAAUAUUGAGCUGGCUAGAUUCAGGUCAGCUCCAUAUGUUCCUUAUGGCACUCAGUUGCUUGGAUGAAGACCUCUUCAGACAACAGCCUCUGUGGCAGCUGUUUAGAAGAUAAUGCAGUUAUUGCAAAAUGUUAUGAUUACAAAACAUGCCCUGCCCUUUUGAGGACAAAAUCAAGAAUUACCAUAUGCUAAACCUACAGUGACUGAUACUGUCCACAUAUCUGUUUUCAUAGAAAGGACUAUUAAGUUGCACAUUGAUGUGAAAAUACCACCUACUGAGACUGGACCAGUUUGCUGCGCAAGUGUAUGUGAGGUUACAUGCAAAGGGAAUUAGUCGUGGACAUGCAAAUUUAUUUUUAAAGUGUCCCGGUUUUAAAUAUGUACUAUGCUGCCUUUUAAUUACUAGAUCAAAAUGUUUCAGAAGAAUACAGGCUGUUGAAUAGCCUAAUUUCUUGUAUUUUAAGUUCAAAAAAAAGGUACUACAAAUUGAGCUGAAAGGAUGGUUCGCCACUUUGAUCCAGAUUCAGAGGGAGUAUGCACACAGCUUGGGAGAAACGAAGGUGCCAUGGGGGUUGUAGGAAGACACUCUUUCUUGGCCAUAUCAAGAGGAGGCUGGGAAUGUAUGCCAUUGUGUAGUGGGCAACAAAUACUUCAAAAUCUCCCCUCCUAAGUCAAAACACAUUAGCAUUCUAAUAUUGGGUGACAACGAAGCAGUGACCAUGCCCCAAGAUGUGGAGAAACCCUAACAUAAUGACAGUUCACACAGCACAAGGAUUCACCCAACCCAGUGAAUUUCCAUUUUCUGUGGGGCGACAGCCGAUUAUGAGAGUGGUGAAAUACUUUCAUGUGGCAGGGAAUAGGGGCCCAUGCAAUAUGCAAGGAAAGAGAUUUGUGGGAUCCCAGAUUAUGGAUUAGCUAAAAACCCACCGCAAAACGCUGCCAAUGAACUCUACAUAAAAUGUGACAGAAGAGCUUUAUGGCAGAAUCCAAAAGAGCCUUAUUCAACAUUAACUUCUUUAUUUUAAAUAUUUAUAUGCCAGUUUUCACCCUAUUUAGGAUUUCAGGAGCAAUUGUAUCAUGACACAAAUACAAUAAUAAAACAGUUAAAAAUUACAAUAACUUAGAAUGCCUGGGUGAAG